ACCAGCGUGCUAUCCCCACGGGAGCAAGAGCCCAGACCUCCUCCGUACCGACAGCCACACGCUACCCUCCAACCGCCGCCAUGGUGCACUGGACUGCUGAGGAGAAGCAGCUCAUCACCGGCCUCUGGGGCAAGGUCAAUGUGGCCGAAUGUGGGGCUGAAGCCCUGGCCAGGCUGCUGAUCGUCUACCCCUGGACCCAGAGGUUCUUUGCGUCCUUUGGGAACCUCUCCAGCCCCACUGCCAUCCUUGGCAACCCCAUGGUCCGCGCCCAUGGCAAGAAAGUGCUCACCUCCUUUGGGGAUGCUGUGAAGAACCUGGACAACAUCAAGAACACCUUCUCCCAACUGUCCGAACUGCAUUGUGACAAGCUGCAUGUGGACCCCGAGAACUUCAGGCUCCUGGGUGACAUCCUCAUCAUUGUCCUGGCCGCCCACUUCAGCAAGGACUUCACUCCUGAAUGCCAGGCUGCCUGGCAGAAGCUGGUCCGCGUGGUGGCCCAUGCCCUGGCUCGCAAGUACCACUAAGCACCAGCACCAAAGAUCACGGAGCACCUACAACCAUUGCAUGCACCUGCAGAAAUGCUCCGGAGCUGACAGCUUGUGACAAAUAAAGUUCAUUCAGUGACACUCA
This is a messenger RNA of Gallus gallus (chicken), 630 nucleotides long. RefSeq names its product hemoglobin subunit epsilon 1 (gene HBBA). Gene Ontology annotation, biological process: hydrogen peroxide catabolic process; oxygen transport. NCBI's taxonomy places the organism in Eukaryota, Metazoa, Chordata, Aves, Galliformes, Phasianidae. The coding region runs from base 81 to 524 and encodes 147 amino acids. The transcript is spliced from 3 exons. Gene Ontology annotation, molecular function: heme binding; peroxidase activity; oxygen carrier activity. The record is from RefSeq and is marked validated. Gene Ontology annotation, cellular component: hemoglobin complex; haptoglobin-hemoglobin complex; blood microparticle.